Molecule: messenger RNA, 5275 nt
Organism: Anolis carolinensis (green anole)
Lineage: Eukaryota; Metazoa; Chordata; Lepidosauria; Squamata; Anolidae
Gene: map4k5
Product: mitogen-activated protein kinase kinase kinase kinase 5
Exons: 33
Coding region: 399-3038 (879 amino acids)
Biological process (GO): protein phosphorylation; intracellular signal transduction
Cellular component (GO): cytoplasm
Molecular function (GO): MAP kinase kinase kinase kinase activity; ATP binding
Source: RefSeq, a predicted model, not a curated record
CCGAAGAGGAGGGACGGCGGGCGGGCGGGCGGGCGGGCAGGCGGAGCAGGCCGCGCGCGCAAUCGAGGCCCCGGCCGAGGGACAAAGAGGGCCUCCCUUCCUUCGGACUGCAGCGGUCUCGCCGUAGGUAAAGCGCCGCGGAAGGAGCGAGGCCUGCGGGGAAGCAAGCCAGCAAGGCCUGGCUUCCUGGGAGAAGAAGCACAACAAUAAUACUACGGCCCAGAGAAGUGCGGACCAGAGCCAUGCGCUGUCACUGUGGAUGGCCUCACUAACACCGUGAGGGGCUUAAUUUUCUGGCCUCUGAGACCCCGAAGCGGAGGAGCAGAGAUAGCGGUGCCCCACUCCUGUUCCCCCAUUUGGGGGACAGGGAGGAAAGAGGAACACAACACUGAGGGGCAAUGGAUCCUCUGACCCGCCCCGGGGGCGAUAUCAUGCGUCGGAACCCGCAGCAGGAUUAUGAGCUGGUUCAGCGGGUGGGAAGCGGCACCUAUGGCGAUGUCUACAAGGCCAGAAACGUACACUCCGGAGAAAUGGCUGCAGUGAAAAUUAUCAAGUUAGAACCUGGAGACGACUUUUCAUUGAUCCAGCAAGAAAUCUACAUGGUCAAGGAAUGCAAACAUUGCAACAUCGUCGCUUACUUUGGAAGCUAUCUCAGCCGCGAGAAGCUCUGGAUCUGUAUGGAAUACUGUGGAGGCGGAUCCCUUCAGGACAUUUAUCACGUGACGGGGCCCCUGUCAGAGUUGCAAAUUGCGUAUGUUUGCAGAGAAACAUUGCAGGGACUUGCGUAUUUGCACAUGAAAGGGAAAAUGCAUCGGGACAUUAAGGGUGCAAACAUUUUGCUGACGGAUCACGGGGACAUCAAGUUAGCUGACUUCGGCGUAGCGGCAAAAAUAACCGCCACCAUUGCGAAGAGGAAGUCGUUCAUUGGCACGCCUUACUGGAUGGCCCCAGAAGUAGCUGCAGUCGAAAAGAACGGGGGCUACAACCAGCUCUGCGACAUCUGGGCUGUGGGCAUCACGGCCAUUGAGCUGGGAGAGCUCCAGCCACCCAUGUUUGAGCUUCACCCCAUGAGGGCCCUCUUUCUCAUGUCCAAAAGCAACUUUCAACCUCCAAAGCUAAAGGAAAAAACAAAAUGGUCAUCGACAUUCCAUAAUUUUGUCAAAGUGGCACUUACAAAAAACCCAAAGAAGAGGCCGACAGCAGAAAGGCUUCUCACACAUAGCUUUGUGGGGCAGCCUGGUCUUUCUCGCUCUCUGGCCGUUGAACUGUUGGACAAAGUGAACAAUCCCGACAACCACCCCCACUACAGCGAGACAGACGAUGAUGACUUUGAGCCUCAUCCCAUUAUCCGCCACACCAUUCGCUCCACCAACCGAAAUGUUCGAGCAGAACGAACAGCGUCUGAAAUAAACUUUGACAAGUUGCAGUUUGAGCCGCCUCUCAGGAAAGAGACCGAAGCCCGGGACGAAAUGGUGGUUGCUGGUGGUGCUCACUUUGCCUCACACUGGAGUCCUUUUGUGGAUGGCAGCAGCUGUGCCAAGGGACCUCUAACCAAAUUUGGCGAUGCCCACGAAGAUGCAGAGGAAUCAACGCUGAAGCGGGCAGGACCUCCUCCUCUACCUCCAAAGCCCAGGCUCAGUAUUUAUCAAGAGGAAGGCCUUGUGGACGAUGAGAAGAUCCAGACGAUCAAGUAUUGCCCCGAUUCUCAGGGUCAGGUCCCGCCGGCACAUAGGAGGCAAAGCAUCCCGGUUUGUGGGCCUCAGACGGAGCCCACUCCCAUAGGCAUGACAACCAGCGUCAGUAGCCCAGGGCUGCUCACCGUCCGGUACAGCGACAUGGGCAACGGCGACAGCGGGCCCAAACACCUGGAGGAAAAUGCAGAUGGCCUGGGACACAUGCCCCAGUUGCCGCGCAAGAAGGAGAAGCGGGAAUUCCCGAAGCCAGCCAUCAACGGUUUGCCGCCGACGCCAAAAGUGCUGAUGGGAGCGUGCUUCUCCAAAGUGUUUGACGGCUGCCCUUUGAAGAUCAACUGUGCCACCUCGUGGAUCCAUCCCGACACAAAAGAUCAGUAUAUUAUAUUUGGGACCGAAGACGGCAUCUACACCCUGAACCUCAACGAGCUGCACGAAGCCACCAUGGAGCAGCUCUUUCCGCGCAGGUGCACCUGGCUCUACGUCAUCAACAACACCCUCAUGUCGCUCUCAGGGAAGACUUUCCAGCUUUACUCUCACAACCUCAUCGCUUUGUUUGAACAAGCCAAAAAGACUGGGCUCGCCGCCCACAUCCAGACCCAUCGCUUCCCAGAUAGGAUAUUACCAAGGAAAUUUGCCUUAACGACAAAGAUCCCGGAUACAAAAGGGUGCCAUAAAUGUUGUAUAGUAAGGAAUCCGUACACGGGCCAUAAAUACCUCUGUGGAGCUUUGCAGUUGGGGAUCGUUCUGCUUCAGUGGUAUGAACCCAUGCAGAAAUUCAUGUUAAUAAAGCACUUUGACUUCCCUUUGCCAACCCCGCUGCACGUCUUUGAAAUGCUGGUGAUCCCGGAGCAGGAGUACCCCAUGGUCUGCGUGGCCAUCAGCAAAGGCAUCGAGCCAAAUCAGGUGGUCCAGUUUGAGACCAUCAACUUGAACUCCGCUUCUUCCUGGUUUACAGAAAUUGGUGCAGGUUGCCAACAGCUUGAUGCCAUCCAUGUUACACAGCUGGAGAGAGACACAGUUUUGGUUUGCUUGGACAGAUUUGUGAAAAUUGUGAAUCUGCACGGGAAACUGAAGUCGAGCAAGAAGCUGGCCUCGGAGCUGAGUUUUGAUUUCUGCAUUGAAUCUGUAGUGUGCCUUCAAGACAGCGUCUUAGCCUUCUGGAAACACGGGAUGCAGGGCAAGAGCUUUAAGUCCAACGAAGUAACCCAGGAGAUCUCCGAUGAAACCAGGGUCUUCCGCUUAUUGGGCUCCGACAGGGUGGUGGUGCUGGAGAGCCGGCCGACCGACAACCCGACCGCGCACAGCAACCUCUACAUUUUGGCCGGCCACGAAAACAGUUACUAGGUAGGCAAUCGCUGGCCGACCUGAACUGUGAGCCCAGGAAGGGGAAUACACGUCGCCAUCGCUAUCCUCCUGGCACCGGAAAGAAGCGGCCUGCUAAGGAAACCCUCUCCCCGCCUGGCUCCGGAGCCCUUCCUCCCUCGUCCUCUCCGCAUCUCUCUUUGCCUGACUGUCGGCACCCGAACGGAGCCGGGUUUUUAGGAUCCAGAGCCAAAAAAGGAAACCCCGCGUCGUCCUAUUCGUCUUGUGCGUUGUCUCGCAGCUGGGCCCAGCAGCUGCUCUGUCCCUUGCCACUAUGUGGUUGGUUUAAUGUCACGUUUGCUUAAUAAAAGCGAACCGGAGAACGAGUCCCUUUUGUCCGUGAAGGAAACUGAAUCCUUUGAAGUUGGGGGACUUUGGACACCCUUUUCUCCCCCCACUUUCCAGCCUGGCUUUCCCCAUCUUUGCCUUCAAAGGGGGCAAAUACAGAAAUGUGGGUGCGGAUCUCUCACUCACCCCCCAAACGUUGCCGCAAGGAGAUAUUCUUCCCCAGGAAAAAAUGUCAUUAUUAUUAUUGUUAUUUUUUAAAGCAACUGUUCUCUCUGGGGGUUUGUAAGAUAUAAUAAGACUAUUUAAUCCUUAUUUAUUAACCUGCUGCUACGGUGGUGUGAUGUAUCUUAACUUUCUAGCACAUGAAGGUUGCAGAGCAGCUUUAUUUCGGGGAUCGGGGGGCGGGAUUGGGUGUGACGGUGGGCCUUUGGGAUUGGUUUCCUUGCCUUUUCUAGCGAUUCCUCUGGUUUUGUACAAGGGUAUUUUGGUGGAGAAUCAGAAAAUACUAUAAUUAUACAGGUAUGGGCCAACUUGGGCUCUUUCUCCAGAUUACCUUGCCCACUGUGCAUUGCUCUGGUUGAACCUCAGUCUCCUUUUGAGAGAAGACUGAGGCAAAGAAAGUGUUGAGUAGCUCUGUCUUUUCUCACCACUUUCUAAGGUGAACUUUGUUUCUCAUUCCAUGUGUUUUGGACUGCAACUCCCACCAUUCCUAACCGCCUCAGGCCCUUUCCUUUUCCCCCGCUUAAGCGGCCGAGGGGGAAAAGGAAGGGGCCCGAGGCUGUUAGGAAUGGUGGGAGUUGCAGUCCAAAACACCUGGAGGAAGAGCCCAAGUUGGCCCAAACCUGCCUUAGAAAGUGGUGAGAAAAGGCAGAGCUACUCAACACUUUCUUUGCCUCAGUCUUCUCCCAAAAGGAGACUGAGGAUCAAGUUCGCUCAUACCUGUAUGACAGCAGAGGGAAACAGUGACACAAGUGUGUGUGUGUGCCUCAAGUGGAGGGUGUUUUCCAUGAAAAACAUUGGUCACAUACCCUUGAAAGGGGAGAAAAUGUGUACCGGCGCAAACUAGACCUCCCAGAGCCUUGUGACCAGUACUGGCUGGGAGAUUUGGGAAGUUACAGUUCAGAAACUGUAACUUCCUGAAGUCUUACUCAUCGAGGUUAUGAUGGAGAGACAAUUGUCCAGAUUUGUGCCUCCUGACUCAACGUGGCCCAGACUUAAUACUUCCCAGAGUCGCUGGUUGGUGGAUUUGGGGAGUUGUAGUUCCGAAAAGUAGCUUCCACAUAUUUAGCCAUAGCCAUCAUCGCCAGCCCCUUGAGGUUAUAAUCGACGAAAGAGAGGACAUAGAUGUGCCUCCUGACUCAUUGUAUCCCAAACUAGACCUCCCGGAGCCACUCGGGGAGUUGUAGUUCGAAAGGUAAGUCUCCCAAGCCGUGGUCCAGACAUUUAGAAACCUCCCAUCAUCCUUAGGUUCUGGGGUCCUAUUAUGGGAUGGGUCCAACCUCAUUGCUGCUCUGCCAAAUUAGAAACGUAGGCAGCCAUCGUCCAGGCCUAAAUAGGAGGGAGGGUUGUUUUAUUAUUAAUUAUUCAAUCUUUAUAUGUUCAGGACACGUAUUUUUUUUUAAUUUAUUUAUACUGUGCCAGAAGGGAGCUUGGAGAAAGUGACGUUGCAGUGCCUGGAAAUGGGAAAAAAAUGUAUAUUGCGGGUGUGUUUUUUUCUUCUCCCCGUCUAGACAGGUAGGAACGAGUGGUAGGUUUAUUUCCUGGCGGUAUAGUAUAAAUACAUAUAUAUAUAUAAUAUAAGAAGCAGUAUUGUCUAAUAAUCCUCGGGGAAAGUCUCCUUUAUUCCAUUAUCCCUCUUUCAAGGCUGUCGUCCAUGUUUCUCUCUUAUUUUUCCCUCCGUUUCGUCCAUUAAAGUAUCCCUUUGCUCUUGA